Lacerta agilis (Sand lizard) is the source of this 5138-nucleotide messenger RNA. It is a transcript of the gene ATRN, whose product is annotated as attractin. NCBI's taxonomy places the organism in Eukaryota, Metazoa, Chordata, Lepidosauria, Squamata, Lacertidae. The record is from RefSeq and is a predicted model, not a curated record. Gene Ontology annotation, cellular component: Golgi apparatus. Gene Ontology annotation, molecular function: protein binding. The transcript has 31 exons. The coding region runs from base 1 to 4542 and encodes 1513 amino acids.
AUGGCGAGAAAUGCAUCGCUUGAGGUUGCUAGCUUCGAGACACAGCUCUCUGAGAGCCUGCUGGCUUCAAGCCACUGGCAGACAAGCGAGCCUGGGCAAAAGUUCCAAAAGGUGAAGGAUUUCCUGGCACCUGCAGACCUGCUGCAGGUGGGCGAGGAAGGGCGGCUUCACCUGUUGAACUUCUGCUUCCCGCGACAGCCACUUAAACGACAGCGCUGCAGGGCAAGAGGGCGGGCCUCAGACUUGACAGGGAGGGAGGAGGAGGAGGAGCAGGCCGCUCCGCAGCCGCCGUCGCAGCCCUCGCCGGCCACCGUCCGCCCGCGCGAAGCUUCUCGGCGGAGCCUCUCUCCGCGCUGCUGCUGCUGCCCGCCCCCUCCCCGGGCUCCGUUCUCCUCAUUCCCGCACCCUUUCCCCCUCAGGCGAUGGAGCGGCGGGGCCGCAGGCGGCGCGGCCUCCUCGCCCUCGCCCCAGCCUGGCUGGCCGCCGUCCUGCUCCUCCUGUGGGUCCGGCGGCGGCCGGGUCGGAGCCGGAGCCGGAGCGGCCGCCGAGGCGAAGGAGUGCGACAAGCCGUGCGCCAACGGAGGGCGCUGCCAGCCCAGCACCGGCCAGUGCGAGUGCCCGCCGGGAUGGGUCGGCGACCAGUGCCAGCACUGCGGGGGCCGCUUCCGGCUUACUGGAAGUUCGGGGUAUGUAACAGAUGGACCUGGGAACUAUAAAUACAAAACGAAAUGCACAUGGCUUAUUGUGGGAAGGCCGAACUCGAUCCUUAGGCUCCGCUUUAAUCAUUUUGCGACGGAAUGCAGCUGGGACCACUUGUACGUAUAUGAUGGGGAUUCGAUUUAUGCUCCAUUACUGGCUGCUUUUAGUGGCCUGAUCGUUCCCGAGAGGGAGAGCAACGAGACGGUCCCGGAAGUUGUAGCCACCUCUGGUUAUGCUCUCCUCCAUUUCUUCAGCGAUGCGGCAUAUAACUUGACAGGAUUUAACAUCACUUACAACUUUGAUGUGUGCCCUCAUAACUGCUCUGGCAGAGGAGAGUGCAGGGUCACCAACAGCAGCAAAGUGGUUGAAUGUGAGUGUUCAGAACAUUGGAAAGGAGAAGCCUGUGACAUUCCAUUCUGCCCAGACGACUGCGGCUCCCCAGAGAGAGGGCUCUGCAACGUGAAUGGUACCCAAGGAUGUGUUUGCAACUCGGGGUGGCAAGGUACAGACUGCUCAGUACCUGUCCCAGCAAACCAGUCGUUCUGGACUCAGGAGGAAUUCUACACCCCCAAACUUCCUAGAGCAUCUCAUAAAGCCGUAGUCCAAGAUGAUGUCAUGUGGGUAGUUGGCGGUUACAUGUUCAACCACACGGAUGCUCAAAUGGUUUUGGCGUAUAAUCUUCUUUCUGGAGAGUGGCUGCCCCUGAACAGCAGCGUGAAUGCAGUUGUGAUCAGAUACGGGCAUUCCCUGGACAUACACGAAAAUAAAAUCUACAUGUAUGGAGGCAAGAUAGAUGAAUCUGGGAACGUGACCAGCGAGCUCUGGGUGUUUCAUAUUGCAAACCAGUCAUGGGUUCAUGUGACCCCAAAGACCAAGGAGCAAUACGCUGUCGUUGGCCACUCAGCCCACAUUGUCACGCGGGAUGACGGCACUGUUGUGAUGCUGGUCAUCUUUGGGCACUGCCCUCUUUAUGGAUACAUCAGCAAUGUGCAGGAAUACAACCUGGCCACAAAUACAUGGAAUAUUUUGCAAACAACGGGAGCCUUAGUUCAAGGAGGCUAUGGCCACAGCAGCGUGUAUGAUCCAAACACCAAGUCCAUCUACGCUCAUGGAGGUUACAAGGCGUUCAGUGCCAACAAAUACAGACUAACAGACGAUUUAUACCAGUAUGAAGUCAAUAAGGGCAGGUGGACAAUUCUCAGAGACAGCAAGUUCUCCCGAUACCUGCAUUCCGCUGUGAUCAUUAGUGGGACCAUGCUGGUGUUUGGAGGAAACACCCACAAUGACACUUCUAUGAGCCAUGGUGCCAAGUGCUUUUCUUCAGAUUUCAUGGCCUAUGAUCUAGCUUGCGAUUGUUGGUCCGUGCUGCCUCAACCUGACCUCCCUCACGACGUCAACAGAUUUGGACACUCUGCUGUGCUGAACAACAACAAUAUGUAUAUAUUUGGAGGUUUUAACAGCCUGCUGUUGAGCGACAUUGUGAAAUACACACCGGAAAGCUGCGAAGCCUACAGCAAUGCCACCUCUUGCUCGGGGGCAGGCCCCGGGCUCCGAUGUGUGUGGAACAGCUCCACCCUCCAGUGCCUCCCGUGGGAACUGGCCACAGAGCAGCAGGAGCAAAAAGGUGCCGAGGAAUGCCCUUGCUGGACAGCUGUGGACCAUGAGAAAUGUGACCAGAUAACAGACUGCUACAGCUGCACGUCCAACACAAACCGGUGCCAUUGGUGUACCGACCAGUGUGUGUCAAGGAACAGCAACUGCUCGGAAGACCAGACUCCCAUUGCUGCGUUUGAAAAUUGCCCCAAGGAUAACCCUGCAUUUUACUGUAACAAGAAGACGAGCUGUAAGAGCUGCAGCCUGGAUCAGAACUGUCAGUGGGAAGGUCGGAAUCAAGAAUGCAUUGCUUUGCCUGAGAACAUCUGUGGGGCCACCUGGCACUUGGUGGGCAACUCUUGCCUGAGAAUCACGCAAACGAAAGAUAGCUACGACAAUGCGAAGUUGAACUGCCGGAGCCACAAUGCCGCUCUGGCGUCGCUCACUACCCAGAAGAAGGUGGAUUUCCUUCUUAAAGAACUUCAGAAAACACAGUCAUCGCCGAAAGCCCUGACACCCUGGGUUGGGCUGCGGAAGAUCAACAUAUCGUACUGGUGCUGGGAAGACAUGUCUCCCUUCACGAACACCUCGCUCCAUUGGCUGCCUGGGGAGCCGAGCGACAUUGGGUUCUGCAGCUACUUGGCCGUGCCAAACAACCAAGGGCUGAAGGCAGCGACAUGCAUCAACCAAGUCAAUGGCAGCGUCUGCGAAAGGCCUGCCAACCACAGUGCCAAGCAGUGCCGUACCCCCUGUGGCUUGAGAACGGUGUGCAGCGAAUGUACCAGCAGCAACUCUGAGUGUAUGUGGUGCAGCAACAAGAAACAGUGCGUGGAUUCCAGUGCUUAUGUGGCCUCUUUCCCUUAUGGCCAGUGCAUGGAGUGGCAUACCGUGAGCAGCUGUCCACCUGAAAACUGUUCUGGCUACUUCACUUGUGGGCACUGUUUGGAGCAGCCUGGCUGUGGCUGGUGUACGGAUCCCAGCAAUACAGGCAAGGGGAAGUGCAUUGAAGGCUCUUCCAGAGGUCCAGUAAAGAUGCCGCCUUCACCUCCACCAACAACGGGAAAAUCCUACCUAGAGCCUGUCCUUGAUGUCAGCAUGUGCCAGGCUGAGAACAAAUACAACUGGUCCUUUAUCCACUGUCCAGCCUGCCAGUGUAACGGGCACAGUAGAUGUGUCAAUGAGAGCAUCUGCGAGAGGUGUGAGAACCUGACGACUGGCAAGCACUGUGAAACCUGCAUCUCUGGUUACUAUGGAGACCCCACAAAUGGAGGCACCUGUCAACCUUGCAAGUGCAAUGGCCAUGCUUCUAUCUGCAACGCAAACACAGGGAAGUGUUUUUGCACCACAAAAGGAAUCAAAGGAGAGGAGUGUCAGCUGUGUGAGGUUGAAAACCGAUACCAAGGCAAUCCUCUCAAAGGAACCUGCUACUACACUCUCCUUAUCGACUAUCAGUUCACCUUCAGCCUUUCGCAAGAAGAUGAUCGUUAUUACACGGCAAUCAAUUUCGUAGCGACGCCCGAAGAGCAAAACAGAGACCUGGACAUGUUUAUCAAUGCUUCUAAAAACUUCAACCUCAACAUCACUUGGUCAACAAGUUUUGCAGCUGGCACCCAGGCAGGGGAGGAGAUUCCGGUGGUUUCAAAGAGCCAAAUCAAGGAGUACAAGGACAGCUUCUCCAAUGAGAAAUUUGACUUCCGCAACAAUCCCAACAUCACUUUCUUUGUCUACGUGAGCAACUUCACCUGGCCAAUAAAGAUACAGAUUGCAUUUUCACAGCACAGUAACUUUAUGGACCUGGUACAGUUCUUUGUCACCUUUUUCAGCUGUUUCUUGUCUCUGCUCCUUGUGGCCGCUGUGGUUUGGAAGAUUAAGCAGAGCUGCUGGGCAUCACGGCGGAGAGAGCAACUGCUCCGAGAGAUGCAGCAGAUGGCCAGUCGCCCCUUUGCGUCCAUCAACGUUGCCUUAGAAACGGACGAGGAGCCACCCGACCUCAUUGGAGGCAGUGUAAAGACUGUCCCCAAACCCAUAGCGUUGGAGCCCUGUUUUGGCAACAAAGCUGCUGUUCUUUCGGUAUUUGUGAGGUUGCCACGAGGCCUGGGAGGUAUCCCCCCACCAGGGCAAUCAGGUCUUGCAGUAGCUAGUGCUUUGGUGGACAUUUCACAACAAAUGCCUAUUGCCUACAAAGAGAAGUCGGGAGCGGUACGAAGUCGCAAACAGCAGCCUCCAGCCCAGCCCGGCACCUGUAUUUGAUGCAUGGACAUCUGAACUGCCUCUUUAGGGUUUUAAACACAAGGGAUUACCUGGGAGGAGGACAGAGGUGUGUGGGGUUUUUUUUUGGCAAGGUUUGUGUUGCAAAGGACACCUCGAAGCACCGGGGGCAGUGUUUCUGGGGAGCAUCCAGCCCUUCCUGUUGGCGUUGUCUUAGUUGGCCUUGUUUUGACAUCCACUCCGUCUUAGAUUUGCCGAUCCCGUCGUGCCCACCUGGCUCCCACGUUUUUACUUCUCCCUCUCCUAUCCAGCUAAAGGCCGUUGGUUGCGUGUCCAUUAUCCGUCCGCCUCUACCACUGAAGGUUGGCAGUAGGGAAAAGCCACGGGAAGACAAAGAACACUCAGCUUUUUGUAUGUGGAAAGCGCUUUGUGGUAUUUGAUUCUCUCCCCACACCCCUUCCCUGGUUGUACAAGAAAAGCUGCAGCACUUACAGAUAAUUUUCUGCCCUCGGCAGUUAAACCCCCAGGAUUUAAGGAGAAGCUAACUCAAUUUCCUUCCAGGAACCCAGUGUUGUAAAAAAUUCUAUUUAUUUCUCUCUUAUUUAGAGCUCUGUUCCAAAUACAAUACCUUCAUUGGG